GGACGCCGGCUGAGCAAUGUCCCGGCUGCUGCGUUCCCUCUGGGGCCGCGGCCUCCUGCGGGCCGGGGGACGACGCGGCCAGGUGUGCUCCGCGCGCCCGGUCCCGGAGCCGGCGGGGCGCCAGACCCCUGAGGUGGCGGUGCCGCGGGCCCGGGUCGCGCCGCAGGACCGGGGCCCGGGCCUGCUGCCACUCCUGGCAGCGCUGGCGUGGUUCUCGGAGACCGAGGAGCGGCAGGGCGUGGCCUCGGGGGCGGCGGCGGACGAGACGGAGGCAGAGAUCAUCCGGCUGCUGAAGCGCGCCAAGUUGAGCAUCAUGAAAGAUGAACCAGAAGAAGCUGAGCUAAUUUUGCAUGACGCUCUUCGUCUUGCGUAUCAGAGUGAUAACAAGAAGGCCAUCACAUACACUUAUGAUUUGAUGGCCAACUUAGCAUUUAUGCGGGGUCAACUUGAAAAUGCAGAAAAACUUUUCAAAGCAACAAUGAGUUAUCUGCUUGGAGGAGGCAUGCAUCAGGAAGACAAUGCAAUAAUUGAAAUCUCUCUAAAGCUGGCCAGUAUAUAUGCUGCUCAGAACAGACAGGAAUUUGCCCAUGCUGGCUAUGAAUUCUGCAUUUCAACUCUAGAGGGAAAAAUGGAAAGAGAAAAGGAAGUUGCAGAAGACAUUUUGUCAGUGGAAGAGAAAAUCAAUACGCACCUUCUCCUUGGCAUGUGCUUAGAUGCCUAUGCUCGGUACCUUCUGCUGUCCAAGCAGCCCUCACAGGCACAGAAGAUGUAUGAAAAAGCUUUGCAGAUUUCUGAAGACAUACUAGGAGAAAAACACCCACAGACCAUCGUGCUGUUGAAUGACCUGGCUACCACUCUGGAUGCACAAGGCCGCUUUGAUGAAGCCUGUAUUUAUGUGCAAAAGGCCUCUGAUUUGGCAAGACAAAUAGAAUAUCCUGAGCUACACAUGGUGCUCAGUAAUCUGGCUGCAAUUCUGAUGCACAGAGAACGAUAUGCACAAGCAAAAGAAAUCUACCAGGAAGCACUGAAGCAAGCAGAGCUGAAAAGAGAUAAUGCUUUCAUAAAGCACAUCAGGGAAGAGCUGGCUGAACUGUCCAAAAAAAGUACUUCUACCUAAUUUUGUUAAAUUGUAAAUCUCUUAUUUAUUGUAAUGAAUUUCAAGUGACUGCUAUUAUUCUAGUCUCAGUGGCAUCAAAAAUCAAUGGUUUUAAUAUUUUGUCCUUGACAUUCAAGUUUCCUUAACUUAAUCACACUGCCUCAAUGUGUGUAAGUGCACAGAUGGAUGUUAUUACCUCAGCAGUUUAUAGAGUCAUUUGUCUAGGGGAAAGACAUUGUUUUAGAUAUUAGAACAGAACAUAACGAUAUGCCCUUUGGGAGUGGAGGUAUAAACAGGAAUGAUAAAUUCUGGUUUCUGUGGUUAGCCUUGGUGAAGAUAGAAGUUUUAUAUAGUACCACUUCUCUUUUAAUAGAAAAAAUGUUCACCUCCAAUUGAUUGUGAUGUCUGUGGAAAGGUAUCAAGUGAUGCUUUCAAUUGUAACAUGGUUAGAAGCUGGUAGAAGGUAAUUACAGAUGACAGAGAGUCAGUUUGGCUCUAGAGUGGAAAUGUGGUAAUUCAGCCAAGUAGCUCUUAUACCUUGAGAUUUUGGUCCAUUGAUUUGCUGCCCUCUCUUCUUAUAUUUUCAAUAUCUGGCAGACCAGAUCUUGUAUCUCAUAGCAAAGGGAUUAUGGUGAGUUAUUUUUAUAUAAUUUUUUUAUGAAGCCCAAUGUGGGAUUUAAUGUAUAAAGGAGAAAAAAUGAUACAACUAGCAUCCAGCAUUUGGUUUAAAAGUGGAAAUUAGAUACGUAAAAAUGUAGCACCCAUUUGAUAUAAAUAAAAGUGAACUCUUCUUGAAUAUACCUGUCUAUCCACAGCUUUGAAAAGGAGGAGGUUACGAUGUAAUCUCUGUUGUCAGAACUAUUUGAGCAGUUUCCUUUGCACUGUAGGUCAUAUAUCAGAGCCAUCAAAGGAGCUUUGGAAAGAGAUACAUAAAGAUGCAGCCUGGCCUAUACCUUUAACGUUCUGAUUUAGGGUCAGACCCUACAAGUGCAGUAUUUUAAUGCUUUCUUUAGCAAAUUCUGAUAUGUACCACUGGUAUAGUAGAAGAAUCAUAGACCUGGAUCCUAAGUUCUGUGUUGCUGAAUUUGGGUCUUUGGCACCUUAUCUGUUAAACAGGUAACAGUGAAAUUUUCUAUUAGCCGUGGGAGAAGAUACUUAAGAGAUCCUUAAAUGAUUAGACUACAUUGUAAGAGACUGUAUAAAUACAAGAUAUAGAUGGGUGUUCUUGUUCAAGGCAAGCAGAGUCACUUGCCUUGGGGAAAGGAAGUUUUCCCAUAACCAUGAAUUUAUUUGAUCAAAUAUAAAUGUUGUUAUUGAUAUGCCUUUGCGGUGGAAGUAUAAAUGUAGAUACUUUAUGGUCCCGAUGUACAUACUGGAGGAAUUCUUUAAUAAACAAGUCUAUCUGACAACACUGUA
Molecule: messenger RNA, 2512 nt
Organism: Sorex fumeus (smoky shrew)
Lineage: Eukaryota; Metazoa; Chordata; Mammalia; Eulipotyphla; Soricidae
Gene: TTC19
Product: tetratricopeptide repeat domain 19
Exons: 10
Coding region: 17-1117 (366 amino acids)
Biological process (GO): mitochondrial respiratory chain complex III assembly
Cellular component (GO): mitochondrial inner membrane
Molecular function (GO): protein binding
Source: RefSeq, a predicted model, not a curated record